Messenger RNA from Lasiosphaeria miniovina, 1826 nucleotides. Its product is annotated as IPP transferase-domain-containing protein. Bases 296 to 1807 code for a protein of 503 amino acids. The record is from RefSeq and is a predicted model, not a curated record. Gene Ontology annotation, biological process: tRNA modification. NCBI's taxonomy places the organism in Eukaryota, Fungi, Ascomycota, Sordariomycetes, Sordariales, Lasiosphaeriaceae. Gene Ontology annotation, molecular function: ATP binding; tRNA dimethylallyltransferase activity. The transcript has 2 exons. Gene Ontology annotation, cellular component: mitochondrion.
AUCUGGCUUCUAAAGUUAUUCUGUGAUGUGUCCAAAUUUGAAUGGGGCCCGCACGUGACUUGGUAUCUAGUUGCGGCUGGUGUAAAACUGCUCCGCAUGGCAGCCGAGCGUUGAGCUUGCGAUGACAGGGUUCUCCAAUUUUUUGUGGAUGGGGAUUUUGGGUCGACGAUUUAACAUCAAGCGUCUGACUCGAUCAUUCCAUCUCGAACCGACCCGGCUAGGUAAAAAAAUUAUUUCGUGGAAAUUAAAGUUGCGCGACGAUGCGCCGCAAUAGUCUGCGGCGCUGCUCGAGCAAAUGCCAAUGAGGCACUUCUUCGCCAGCAUUCGCCGCUUCUCGCUCUCCGCCCGCCACAGUCGCCGGCUCGUCAUGGACCCUCUGGUUGUCAUUUACGGAUGCACGGGCACGGGCAAGUCUGAUCUCGCCGUGGAACUGGCCGUCCGAUUCAACGGCGAGGUCAUCAAUGCCGACGCGAUGCAGAUGUACCAAGGCCUGCCCAUCAUUACCAAUAAGAUCACGGCCAAAGAGCAGCGUGACGUCCGGCACUAUCUUCUUGGUAACAUCCCACUUGAGGAGGAGCCGUGGACCGUUAUAGAGUACAAGAGGGAGGCCACGCGCAUAAUAUCUGAGAUACGGUCUAGGGGCAAACUGCCCAUACUCGUGGGCGGGUCUUCAUACUAUCUUGACGGGCUACUGUUUGAGAACCAGGUUGUCGAGAGGCAGCCUGACACCGACGGCGACGUGCUGACCCAAACCGAAAUCGCGGCUAAAUUUCCGAUUCUCUCGGACUCGGCCGAUGCCAUGCUGAAGAAGCUACGCGAGGUAGAUCCCGCCAUGGCCGACAAGUGGCAUCCGAACGACGUUCGCAAGAUCCGGAACUCGCUCCAGAUUUUCCUAACUACCGGGAGGCGCGCAUCCGAGAUCUAUGCCGAGAAUCAGAGCCUGAAAGUGUCCAAGUGGGCACAUUCCGACCCUGCGGCGCCGACCCCGAGUCCCUGGAAUGCCCUGUUGCUCUGGUUAUACGCCAACCCCGAGUCACUGAACCCCCGGCUCGACAGCCGCGUGGAUAGAAUGGUCGAGAACGGCCUCAUUGCCGAGACUGCUGAAGUGUACGACUACCUCGAAGCGAGGCUCACAUCUGGGGAGACUAUUGACCGCACCAAAGGCAUCUGGCAGUCCAUCGGCUUCCGGCAGUUCGAGCCCUAUCUCUGCGCCCUCAAGGCCGGCGAAACGGCGGCCGCUGACCUGUCCAUUCUCAUGGAGGCCGGGAUCGUGGACACCAAGACGGCAACCCGCCGGUACGCCAAGUAUCAAGUUCGGUGGGUUACGAUGAAGACUCUUACCUCGCUGCAGGAAGAGAAAGCCCUCGAUAGGUUCUAUCUCCUCGACAGCUCAGACAUCAAGUCAUGGGGCGAAGAGGUGCUGGCAAAGAGCGUGGAGCUGACGGGGCAGCUCCUCGCUGGCGAGCCGAUGCCCCUGCCGACCACCUUGUCCGAGACUGCUCGGGCAGUUCUCACGUCAAAGGUGGAAAGAAGCAACCACCAGGUCACGCCGUGCCGUAGAGUUUGUGACUUGUGUAACAAGGUAGUCCUCACAGAGGAGCUGUGGCAAACUCACAUGCAAAGCAACCGGCAUCGCGCGGCCGUACGAUAUGCAAAAAGGACGGCGCUAGUAGGUGUCGAUCAGCCUCGGCCAGAUGUGAUGGCUGGGAAGCAGGCCCUGGAAGCAGACUCCCAGGCACUAGAAGCAGACUUUCAGGUGCUGGAAGAAUCUCACAACCAUAUACAGAAACAAGAUAGUACAUUAUAAUAAGACUUUUGCUCUACUA